CAAAGCUUCACGAGGUCAUAAACAUUUCCCACCACCCUGUUCAAUCCGCCUUUGCGACAUCUCACACACAAGAUGUUAAUCUCUUUGACUGUGGGCAAGGUCGAUGCCGGGGUCGCUGUGCUGUUGACACAGGACAAACGCCUUAUCGAGUUCCCAUCCAUCCUACUACCUCCACACAUCUCAUCUGGUAGCAUCGUCGACAUCACCGUUGCCCGCAACUUCGAAUCCGAGAGCGAGUCUCAAGACUCAUUCAGCCACCUUCAAGAUUCGAUCUUCCGCUCCUUUGGCGAGUCCGAGCCAUCAGCACCUGUCCUGCGCUGUCGCAAUGCCACACAAACAUCCAUCGUCCUCGAGUGGGACCCAGUUCAGCUUGCGACCGCCGAUGUUAUCAGCCUGAGCCUAUUCCGCAAUGGCCAGAAGGCAGGCAACAUUCCUCAGCCCACAACCAUGGAAAGCACGAAAAUAAGCGGCCUUGCUGUCGACACCGAGUACACAUUCCAUCUUGUGCUUAGAACUACCGCCGGCACAUUCGCGAGCGACAGACUCACGGUCAGAACCCACAAGAUGACCGACCUCAGCGGCAUCACCGUCACACCAGGCAUUCUGCCAGCGCAACUCAGGGAGAGCCUCGUCGCUGCUGUUGAGCGGAUAGGGGGUAAGCUCGCGGAUACCGUUAGAAUCGAUACUACCCAUUUUGUGACUACGGAGGGCAGAGGCAUUACUUGGGAGAAGGCCGUGGAGAUGAAUAUCCCUGUUGUGAGGCCAGAGUGGGUAGAGGGCUGCGAAAGGGGCGGCAGGAUCGUGGGUGUCAGGCAAUACUAUCUCGAUGCGGACCCGAGGCAGAGGAUGGCUAAUUUGGGGCCUGCGGCUGGACAGCAAGCCACGCCAGCUGAGCCUGCUUCGGCGAAGGAUGAGGCUCCUCUCCCAGCUCUCCCUAACAACAACAGAAAGGAGCAGGCGAAUGGUGAUGAAGCAUCCGAAGCCGGCCAAACGAACAACGAGAAGGAAGAAGACAGAGAUGAGGAGUCAGAGGAGGAUGACUCCGAGGAUAAGAAAGUAGAGGCGUUGGACGAGCAGAAGGUUAGGGUGGAAGAUAAUGAUCAGCACAAGGUUGCUCUCAGGCCAGCCGCGUCACCUGCGGAUGAAAAGGAGCCAAGCGUCGACAAGAACCCUGUUACCAAAAGCCCUUCCCUGGAGGUAGAUGCUGAUACGGAGGAGGGUGCGAAGACUCCUGGAGCUGCGAGCUUCCAGGAUGUUGCUCUUUAGAGGAUGGGUUAGUUAGAUUUGUAUUUAAUAGCGUGGUAUACCAGUUGUACGUUUAUAUCAAGCAAUUCAGCACCAAUGCGCGAAGGUA
Molecule: messenger RNA, 1354 nt
Organism: Pseudogymnoascus verrucosus
Lineage: Eukaryota; Fungi; Ascomycota; Leotiomycetes; Thelebolales; Thelebolaceae
Gene: CHS5
Product: Chitin biosynthesis protein chs5
Exons: 2
Coding region: 73-1266 (397 amino acids)
Biological process (GO): Golgi to plasma membrane transport; conjugation with cellular fusion
Cellular component (GO): trans-Golgi network; exomer complex
Molecular function (GO): protein dimerization activity
Source: RefSeq, a predicted model, not a curated record